This is a messenger RNA of Helianthus annuus (common sunflower), 958 nucleotides long. Its product is annotated as putative GEM-like protein 8. The transcript is spliced from 3 exons. The record is from RefSeq and is a predicted model, not a curated record. NCBI's taxonomy places the organism in Eukaryota, Viridiplantae, Streptophyta, Magnoliopsida, Asterales, Asteraceae. Bases 190 to 801 code for a protein of 203 amino acids.
UUUAUUUCCACAUAUUCAAACCACCAGCAACAAUGACACAUUAAUGACUCAUACAAUCAAAAGUUGUUAACUUACACCAUCUUUAUGGGCUUAUAUAUAUCAUGACUUAGAACACAAUACUCAUCAACUCUAUCAGUAAGUUUCAUUAUCCGCAAGGCAGCCAAAUCAUAUCAGUCUGACUUUAAAAGCAUGGAUAACAGACUCUCAAACAUCGUCAUGGGCAUUCCGAUCACAUCGACAAGAGGAUUAUUAUCGUCUAAACCUUAUCAACCUCAAUACCCUUUUUCCACUUCCAAAAUCAAUGGCAUAGAAGGAAAAGGCAGUUGUGCGACGCUGAUUAAAAAUUACGUGAGCUUAGGACCCAAACUAAUUGAAAUGGUGAAACAAAAGUUGAGUUAUGGUGCCAACAUCCUUCCACUUGGCCGCGAAGGAAAAAUAUUCAGGAAAAAGUUCAGUACCAUGGACAGUGAGGAGUUGUUGCAUGCAACUCAGUGCUACCUAUACACUACAGCUGGUGCAAUUGCCGGCAUGCUAUUCGUCUCUACCGAAAGGGUAGGAUUUUGCAGUAAUAGGUCCCUGAAAAUGCAUUCUACUAUAGGGGAGGUUUUGAAGUUCCAAUAUAAGGUCUCAAUCCCACUAGGAAAGAUAAAAGGAGUAGGAGAGAGCAUGAACUUGAAGAAGCCAUCAAAUAAGUAUGUGGAGUUGGUGACUGUGGAUGAUUUCAACUUCUGGUUUUUAGGCUUCCCAAAUUAUAGGAAAACUUUAAGAUACCUUCAUCAGAUAUUUAGUAUUGCUUGUUAAAGAUAUAGAUGUAGAAACAGUAAUGUUUCAUAUUAUGUAAAUAUCAAACAUACAGCAUUUUCUAGCAUGACUACUUUGUCCAAUAGGAAGAUACAUAUAUAUUUACUUUAGAACAGAAAAGAAUCACAGAGAUUUCAUUUCCUGUGUCUUGUAUGUU